AUGAGGGCUGGGACAUACACAGAAAUGUAUUACACCAUAGUAUUAUUGCUUGCGCUAUCAGGAACAGCAAUCGGCAGGUUAUCAAAACACAGAGCACUAAAACUACCAUCUGGUAGUUUAAAAGAUGAUCCAAAUAUUGAAGGGUUCUGCUCUACACUCUAUUCCGCUGGUUCUCCAAAUGAUGUCAAAGAGAAGAUAAAUCCAUGUCAUUAUUACAGGUGUCAGAGUGGUAACUACAUAAGGAACAGAUGCCCAGAUGGAAUGGGACUGAGCCCAAUAUUUGUCAAAAAGUGGCUUAAAUUAAAGAAAGGCAGCAAUGGGAACCCUUGCACCAAACCCAAUAAGAAAUGUAAAAUUACACUUAAAGAAAGGGGUCUGAAUGAUUAUGUAACAACUGUAUGCGGUGUAGAUGUUAUGAUCAUCAUUGAUGUUAGCUGCUCUAUUGAGGAGGUUGAUCAGAUGAAAGUGAAGCAAUUUGUAAACAGAAUGGUGAAAGUAUUUCCUAUCAAGCCUGGAUUUACACAAGUUGGAGGACUUGUGUUUUCUAAAAACAUUGAGCAUGUAGCUUAUUUGAAUGAAUUCGACAUGCGCAGAAAGGUUUUAGAACGCUUUGCCAAUUAUCCCAUUACAAUGAAACCAUGUGGAACAUCAACAUUUGCUGCCCUUGAAAUGGCAAGAACAGUGUAUUUUACUGAACAAAAUGGGAGAAGACCCAAUAAAAAGGGAGUUCUACUAGUGAUAACUGAUGGCUUCACAAAUCCUAUAAGGCGUCAGAAUGAAACCCUGCACCAAGCUGCGAUGUUUGACGCAGAGAUGCCAGAAGUACAGCGCACCGUCAUAGGCGUUCCUAAUAUCAAGCAAGAGGAAAAGGGCAACAGAGGAAUAGAUGGCGUAGCAGAAUGGUCAAAGAUUGCUAGUAGUCCAAAUGAUGUGCUAACUCUAGACUCUUUUGAUGCCCUGUAUGAUAUCAUAGAUGAUAUAACAAGGAAAUCGUGUGAAACACUCUAGGUUCAGACUAAGACAAACAUUACAAAACUUUGUUAUGAUACAUAACAUCACAUACAACAGGGACAUAAUACAAUGGUGCUAUGUAACUGUUACUAUUUUCAUCAUGCUCCAUUGACAAAAU
Molecule: messenger RNA, 1129 nt
Organism: Owenia fusiformis
Lineage: Eukaryota; Metazoa; Annelida; Polychaeta; Sabellida; Oweniidae
Source: the annotation of a GenBank genome assembly